Molecule: messenger RNA, 643 nt
Organism: Ficedula albicollis (Collared flycatcher)
Lineage: Eukaryota; Metazoa; Chordata; Aves; Passeriformes; Muscicapidae
Gene: PSCA
Product: prostate stem cell antigen
Exons: 3
Coding region: 55-420 (121 amino acids)
Source: RefSeq, a predicted model, not a curated record
CUGCCCCGGGAGGAGCCCAGCCCAGAGAGGCAGCCCCAGAGAGGUUAUUCCGAGAUGAAAGCUCUCCCUGUGCUCCUGCUGGGAGCUCUCCUGUGCGUGGACCCAGGUUCAUCUUUGCAGUGCUACAACUGCUCCUCCCAGCUCAGCAACUCCAACUGCAUGACGAAGGAGGAGUGUGGCGAGAAGGACAUGUGCAGGACAGAAGUGAUCCGGGUCGUGGGGCUCUUCAGCAUCAUCACCAAGGGAUGUGACUCCUCGUGUAAAGAAGACUACCAGGACUUCAAGGUGGGCAACAGGAACAUCUCCUGCUGCAGCAGUGACCUCUGCAACGUCAACGCCGCGGGCGCGGUGAGGUCCAGCUACGGGCUGGCCGGAGGGGUGGCGGCCGGCGUGCUCUGGACCCUCCUCAGCAAGUUUUGAGGAGCCAAGAUGCCUCCCAUGACCACAGAAAGCCUUGGAGCACCCCUCUAGUAAGAGGAGUGGUAACCAGGAGCAGUGGGGUGUGUUGGGCACUGAUGGCAGCUCUUUGCCAUAUGAUGGCUUCUGCUUUAGUCUUAUUGCAAAGCUCGAGUGCUACCAGAUGAGGAAAUGUGUGCUCAUGUUAACUGCAAAACGCCUAAAAUAAAGUUAUUUCUCCACCAAC